AUGAAGCUUGCAACAAGCAGAACAGACGUCAGGUCCAUGGGGUGCCCAUUGCCGGAUGAUCUUCUCCACAAUGUGCUGGGCAGGCUGCCUUUGAAGGAAGUGAUGAGAUUUCGUUGUGUAUGCAAAGCUUGGAACGCUCUGUUAAUGACGUGGGAAUUUUCACACUCGUUUUGCCACAAGCCAGGGAAGCUGGUUCCGCUGUAUCUGGACGAUGGAGCUCUCACCAUGUACAAUUCCAGCACUAAUUCGUGGCUACAAUGCGAUCUACAUCAUGUUCUGUCGUUGAAAUAUCAUCAGGUCCAGCUGGUGGCGUCUGGUGGAGGUCUGCUUUGCUUUCUCGCCAAGAACCUCAGGGAUCUGAAGACGUCGUUCGUUAUCUACAACCCUUUAACGCGACAACACCUUAAAUUGCUGACGCCAUUUGAGUCUGGUUCACGUUUCUGUCUCACAAUCCCUAACUCAGGCAAUCUGUUGUGCGGAAUCGAUGCGAAUCUCGAGACAGGGUUUUAUAGGUUCGUGUUUUUAGAUCCUCGUUCUGGCGAAACUUACCUCUACGACUCGAGAUUACUCUCAUGGCGGCUAGGUUGUAAAUUACCCUCAUCUAUCAGGAGGCUCGAUGGAUUUGCAGAGCCUUAUAUGCGUUACAGCGGAUACACGACUCAAUGUCUGACGAAGGAGGGAAAAUUCUACUGGUUGGUGAGUCAAACGGAAGGGCCAACUCUGGACUUGGUGUACAUAUACGAUGCGAGUCUCGACACUUGGAGCUAUGUGUUUUGCAGGAUGUCUAACCAAAGGACUGCGCUGAAUAUGUUAGACGAGAGGACGACUUAUGUGAGAUGUAUGGAGCAUAACGGCGAGAUCAUCGUGGUUGGAAAACGAGGACGCAGACUUUCGAACAAGCCUUUUUGUUACUUUGAGAUUCUCGAUACGGGACCUUCGAAUUUGGACUCGACUGAGGGCCGGCGGUUGUACCUGCAAGAGAAGGCGAUGCCUAUGAAUCGGGUGCUCGACGUGAUCCUCCCCUUGCAGAUCGAAGGUACGCAGGAGUUCAAACUCAGCUGGUGCGUAGGAGCCAGGGACGAAGUUUUUUUUCUUCUGGAAGCGCAAUCGUUUGACUUGUCAAGGGAUCCCAAUCCCGCCGCCCGUUCUCGAGACGACUUCCCUUUGACUUCCCCGAUGGUGCGCUACGCCGAGGUCGAUGACUCUUGGACCUUAUUGUGCAACUGGAAGAUUGUUCACGACAGAAAUGUGAGCCUGGGGCCUUCUACUUCACAGGGUUCACGAAUGAGGGCUGGAAUGCCCAGACUCCGUGUGGGGCCUUCUGCUUCAAAUGGAGUCUGGGCAUUCCAGCCCUCAUUUGUGAGCCCUGGGGCGGUCGAGGUUGUGAUCAAGCAUCCUCACGGGUCGAACGAGGACGAAUUUAUUUCUCAGAAGUAG
Messenger RNA from Marchantia polymorpha subsp. ruderalis, 1437 nucleotides. Lineage: Eukaryota; Viridiplantae; Streptophyta; Marchantiopsida; Marchantiales; Marchantiaceae. The record is from the annotation of a GenBank genome assembly.